Molecule: messenger RNA, 786 nt
Organism: Erythranthe guttata (spotted monkey flower)
Lineage: Eukaryota; Viridiplantae; Streptophyta; Magnoliopsida; Lamiales; Phrymaceae
Product: protein S40-1
Source: RefSeq, a predicted model, not a curated record
AGAAGCACUUAUUUUCUCCUCUCAACAUUUUCUCUCCUACUUACCCAGCAAACAACAACUGCAAAUGGCGGCAAGCUGGAAGAGCCACCACCACCGCUACCUGGGCGGCGCCGACAGGCUGAGCACGGCGGAGAUCGAGUUCGACGAGGAUGAGAUUUGGGGCAGCAACAAUAACAACAGCGUACCCGAAGCAAAAACUUUUCCAGUUUAUUCGAAUCCGCGUCCGCUGCGGAAGCCACUGAGAAAGGGCCACGUGGAUCAUUUAACUGUGGGCCCGAGAUCUGUACCGGUUAACGUUCCUGAUUGGUCGAAAAUACUGGGAGGCGAGUACAAGAAACGCGCCGGGGGUGAGUACGUGGAUGAUGAGGAAGGUGGAAAUGACAAAAUACCCCCUCACGAGUAUUUGGCUAGAACGAGGGUGGCGUCUUUCUCGGUGCAUGAAGGUGCUGGGAGGACGCUUAAAGGUAGGGAUUUGAGUAGGGUUAGAAAUGCCAUUUGGAAGCAAACUGGGUUUGAAGAUUAAUUAUUUUAUUAUUUAUUUAAUUAAUUACGUUUAACUUUUUUUUCUUUGUCUCAAAAUUUAGGCGUUGAUAUAUAUAUAUAUUCUCUCUCUGGGUUUUAAUUUUGUUAGGUUUGAUUCAGAGAGGGGAUCGAUCAUAUGUAAUUUUCUAAUUGUUUAGGACAAACAAAAUAUUUAAUUGUGCUUUAUGUAAUGCUACUACAGUUGUACUAAUUAUUUAUUUUUGUUGUUGUAAAAUUAUAUAUCAGGGAAAAGUUGCUGAUUCU